AUGAAAUUUUUCAAAUUUCCAGGCCCAGCCUGCUGUCUUCAUGGAUGGUUUGGUCUGGAAAUGUUCUUCAAGAACGAUGGUGCAAUGGUGGAGCAGCUCUGUUUGGUUGGUGGUGGUGUGGUGUGGCAGGUACGACUUCGGCCCUGUGCAGAUUUGGUGGCAGUCAACCAUCUUCAUCAAUUUGCUCUUCGACCUUCGUCUACCGUGAUGUGUGCAACAUGGCUGGUUCAAUAUGGUCAAUGGACAUGGAGAAUAUGGACAAGGAUUUGGUUGGUAAAACGGUGUGGUGCUCGACAACAGUGGUGGCUCAAACUGGUGGCAAACAUGGUCUUCAACAACAUGCUUGGUACGUUUCAACCAUUUUUAAAAAUAAAAAAAUUUGCUAAAAAUGCGCACGCGUCUCCUGCUUUCCUCACACUUGUUUUUUUUGUUGUCCUUGUCCUUUGUCUGAUUUUUCUUUUCACCAUUUUUUAACUUGUUUUCAGUUUGUUGAUUGGAUUUCAGGUUUUUUCAAUUUCUGGCAGAACAACUUCAUG
This is a messenger RNA of Meloidogyne enterolobii, 536 nucleotides long. NCBI's taxonomy places the organism in Eukaryota, Metazoa, Nematoda, Chromadorea, Rhabditida, Meloidogynidae. The record is from the annotation of a GenBank genome assembly.